CCCUUCCGCUCCUCUCUUCUCCCCAUCUCCAUUUUUUUCCUCCUAUGGUUUUUGCAUUUUAGCCCCUCAAGAAGCUGCGAUUUUGUGUCCGAUCCGUCGGCUCGAUUCUGCGUGUGCUCUGCUUCGAUCGGGCGCGCCGGCCGUUGGAAGAUCCCUGCGAGGCUCCUCGUUUAGCGGGCCUGUGAAGUUCGGAUCUCGUGCACAAGUUGCGGCAUCAGAAACUCUCAAAUUGGGGGUUUCCUGCUGGAGGCGGAGGAAGCUUCUCAGGCAGCUGCCUUCCGGAGGAGCUCUUCCAGUUCUGGGGGUUUCAGUAUUAUACGGGGUUCAGCGGUUGAAAGAUUAAUAGCUUGAGGAGUAGGCCUGGCAAUCUUAAUUAUUGCGUGGGUUUUUGGUUAGAUUUCGUGUAUUGGUUACCAAAGUUUGGUUGUCAAGUCUGGUGUGGGAGCCCUCAGCCUGGAGAUUUCCUCCCUCGAGACGCCGAAGGAGCCGGCGGCUUUGGAAGGAAUUUCCUGCCAUCCUUGAGGCUGCUGAUUUCCCCCUCCUCAGGAAGUCAAGUAAGGGCUUUCUUCCGGAGGAGCUCUUCCAGUUCCUUAACUUUGCGCGCCGUGGCUAUUUAAUCUCCAUUCCAAUCCAAGAUUCGCAAUCGUGUGAGACUGGGAACUCCGGAAUUUGUUUGGAUAAGGUGUUCUAGGAAUGGGGAAUCAAUGCCCAAACGGGACUCUUGGGAGUGAUUACUACAAUCGUCCCGCUUCUAGGUUCGCUGAUGGAUACCUCGAGGAGGAUCGCUACUCUGACUUGAAGAAGUUUGAGAAGCCAUGGCCUGAGGUGAACUCAUUUAAGCCCACUGCUGCUGGUAUUCUGAAGCGGGGAUUGGAUCCAACAUCUAUCACUGUCCUUGAAAGGAAGACAUCGGACCUAAGGGAACAUUAUAUCAUUGGUCGAAAGCUUGGUCAAGGGCAGUUUGGCACAACAUACCUUUGCACGGAGAUCAGUACUGGGUGUGAGUAUGCAUGCAAGACCAUCCCAAAGUGCAAGCUCAUCACCAAGGAGGACAUUGAGGAUGUGCGACGUGAGAUCCAGAUAAUGCACCAUUUGUCAGGCCACAAGAAUGUUGUUGCAAUCAAGGAUGUUUAUGAGGACGGGCAGGCGGUUCACAUUGUGAUGGAGCUAUGUGCUGGUGGGGAGCUCUUUGACCGAAUUCAGGAGAAGGGGCAUUACAGUGAGCAGAAGGCUGCAGAGCUUAUAAGAAUCAUUGUUAGUAUAGUGGCUAUGUGCCAUUCACUUGGGGUGAUGCACCGUGAUCUAAAGCCAGAAAACUUUCUCCUUUUGGAUAAAGAAGAUGAUCUAUCAAUAAAAGCAAUUGAUUUUGGUCUAUCUGUGUUCUUCAAACCAGGUCAGGUUUUCACUGAGUUGGUUGGAAGUCCAUAUUAUGUUGCUCCUGAGGUACUUCACAAACGUUAUGGACCAGAAGCUGAUGUGUGGUCAGCUGGAGUGAUACUCUAUGUAUUGCUUAGUGGCGUGCCACCUUUUUGGGCAGAGACACAGCAAGGUAUAUUUGACGCUGUCCUUAAGGGGCACAUCGAUUUUGACUCGGACCCAUGGCCUAAGGUAUCUGAAAGUGCAAAGAAUCUUAUAAGAAAGAUGCUCUGCCCUUGUCCUUCAGACCGUCUGAAAGCCCAUGAAGUACUACGCCAUCCUUGGAUUUGUGAAAAUGGAGUGGCCACUGAUCAAGCUCUUGAUCCCAGCGUUCUUUCUCGGCUCAAACAAUUCUCUGCAAUGAACAAGUUAAAGAAAUUGGCUCUGAGAGUGAUUGCUGAACGUCUUUCUGAGGAGGAGAUUGCUGGGUUAAGGCAAUUGUUCAAAGCAGUGGAUGUUAAAAAUCGAGGUGUGAUUACUCUUGGUGAGCUUAAAGAAGGCUUAAGAAGAUAUGGUACUGAAUUGGAGGAUAGAGUAAUUAGUGAUAUAGUGGAAGCGGCUGAUAAAGACAAUAAUGUGACAAUCAAUUAUGAAGAAUUUAUCGCUGCAACUGUGCCUCUUAACAAAAUAGAGCGUGAAGAGCACUUGAUGGCGGCUUUUACUUACUUUGACAAAGAUGGAAGUGGUUAUAUCACAGUUGACAAGCUUCAACGAGCUUGUGGAGAACAUAACAUGGAGGACUCUUUCCUUGAAGAGAUAAUUUUAGAAGUUGACCAGAACAAUGAUGGUCAAAUUGACUACGCCGAAUUCGUAGCCAUGAUGCAAGGCAACAAAGUUGGACUUGGGUGGCAACCAAUGGAAACCACUUUGAAUGUAACCUUGAGAGAUGCACCUCAAGUACACUGAUGCACACGUGAUGUACAUAUUUUGUUCUCUUUUCUUAUUGAUCAUUUCUCCACGACCUGAAUUCGGGUCUGGGAUGUACGAGAAGAGAGCAAAUCAAUUCAUUUAGUAGUAUUUAUGAUCCCAAAUAAGUGUGGGCUGGCAAGUAGUAUAGUUUGUUAUGAGAGAUGUGUUAUAUAUAUAGUAGUGGUAUAUGUUCAUAUAGUUGAAAUCCUGUCCAGCUAUUCAAAGUACCAAAAGAGGUGCAUUCAGUUUGUUAUUUGUUCAUUCUGUUACUGGUUGUUUGAAGGAGCUUCUGUAUUCUGAGAUCA
Molecule: messenger RNA, 2630 nt
Organism: Panicum virgatum (switchgrass)
Lineage: Eukaryota; Viridiplantae; Streptophyta; Magnoliopsida; Poales; Poaceae
Product: calcium-dependent protein kinase 7
Exons: 9
Coding region: 694-2322 (542 amino acids)
Biological process (GO): intracellular signal transduction; peptidyl-serine phosphorylation; protein autophosphorylation
Cellular component (GO): nucleus; cytoplasm
Molecular function (GO): calcium/calmodulin-dependent protein kinase activity; calmodulin binding; calcium-dependent protein serine/threonine kinase activity
Source: RefSeq, a predicted model, not a curated record